AUGCUCGCAGCCAAGCUCGUACUUGUGGCGGCAAUCGCCGGCGCCCAGGCAGCGGUCUGCCCGUACAAGGACUACCCAUCGGGCUGGUUGCUCGUCGCCGACGGCAACUGCUCGGCCUCCAUCACGCUCUGUGCGACCAACAACAAGUGCGACCGCAAGGUGACCACCGACUACGGGACCAACAGGACGUUUGCGGGCUGGACUGGUGUCGGCAACCUAGGCGACUACACGGCCGACGAGCUGACCAUGAAGAACUCGGCGUCACUCACGAUUGCGCGCAUGAGCUUGCCCAACACGGUGACCUCCUUGACCUUUGACAAUGUGACCAAGAUCGACCUCGACGACACGGCGCAGACGCAGUGGAGCUCGGUCAAGACCUUGGAAAUUCUCAACAGCCCCGUCAACUUUCCCAAUGUCGGCGUCAAAUGGCCGACCAACCUCGACCUCAUUGUGCUCAUGAACAACAAGAUGAACAACAUUCCGCAGUUCCUUCCGACGACGCUUACGCAACUGGCGAUUCAGAGCAACUACCUCACAGACCUCGUCUAUUUGCCCAAAAAUCUUGCGUUUUUGAACAUUGCCGCCAACAAUUUCAAGACCCUUAGCAACGUCGACUUGCGCUCGCUCGAAUACCUGUACAUUCCCAACAAUGAUUAUCUGACGACAUUUGCCAGCGUGCAGCUGUCUUCCAAGCUUGCCUUCGUCAACAUGAUCAACUGCUCGAGCCUCACCAACAUUACGCUGGAUGCGUCAUCGUUCACCGCCCUCAACAAGCUGCAGCCGUGGAAUGGAGACGAAGAGACCGACACGCCGACGGGGUACACCAUCAACCACGCGGUGGCGACCGACGCCGCUGCGUGUACGGCCGCUGGUUGGUCUAUCAAGAAGCUCUGGGAAAGCACGUCCAAGGUCUCUGUCACGGCGUGCGUCAUGGCGGGGUCGGGCAAUGCGACGACGACCGAGCCCCCGACGCCCGGCGGCAGCAACACGGGCCUCAUCGUCGGUGUUGCUGUCGGCGUCAUCGUCGUCGUCGGUCUGAUCGCCUUUUUCAUCAUCCGCCGCAAGCGUCAGCACCAGCCAGCGCCGCCCACCGAUGACUUUCCGUACCGAGCGCCUAACGACGGCAAGGAGACGAACGGCACGGGCGGCUACACCAACGGAACCGGCUACACCAACGGUACCGGCUACACCAACGGCACCGGUGGCCUCACGAUGGGUACUGGCGGCCUCACGAUCGGUACCAACGGCACCGGCGGUCCUUCCAACGGCACGAGUGGCACGCGCGGGUCCCUUGCUUACCCCGACGCCGACAUCAUCCUCGACGUCAAGCCACUACUGCACCACCGUCUCGAGCUCUCGGAUCUCUACGUCACCUCCAACAAACCCUUGGCGUCCGGUGCGUUUGGCGAAGUCUGGCUCGGCUCGUACGGCGGCAAGCAGGUCGCCAUCAAGCGCAUGAAAAACCAGGAGGCGCGCAGUGUUCAAAAGUUCAUUGACGAGAUCGUCCUCAUGUCGCAGAUGAGCAGCGACUACAUUGUCAAGUUUGUCGGCGCCAGCUGGACCCGUCCGAUCGAGAUCGAGUGCGUCGUCGAGUUUAUGGACCUCGGCGACCUCCGUAGCUACCUCGUCAACCAGUCGCCGGCGCAGUUUACCUGGGACCAAAAGUACCAGUGCAUCCUCAGCAUCAUCCGGGGCCUCGUCUACCUCCACACGUACAAGCCACCGAUAAUCCACCGCGACCUCAAGUCCCGCAACGUCCUCCUCGACUCGGUCAAGGGUACCAAGCUCACGGAUUUCGGUGCCUCCCGGGUCGCGGAAGAAGACGAUCUCAUGACCAACGGCAUUGGCACGUACCAGUGGAUGGCGCCGGAAGUGAUUUCGGGCACCAGCUACGGCGCGCCGGCCGACGUGUACUCGUUUGGGAUCAUCUUGUCCGAGUUUGCGACGCACCAAGUGCCGUACGCGGACCUGCGCCACCCGGACUCGGGCAAGGCGCUGCCGCAGCACUACGUUCUGAAUCACGUCCGCGAAGGCAAAUUGCACCCGACGUUUGACGGCCACGGCGUGCCGGCGUGGGUCAAGGAGAUCGGUCUGCAGUGCCUCUCGCUCUACGAAGAGGACCGUCCGACGGCGCUGCAGUUGUCGGCGAUGCUGAGCCGCUGCAAGCCGUGA
Saprolegnia parasitica CBS 223.65 is the source of this 2172-nucleotide messenger RNA. Its product is annotated as TKL protein kinase. The transcript is spliced from 12 exons. Bases 1 to 2172 code for a protein of 723 amino acids. Gene Ontology annotation, molecular function: ATP binding; protein kinase activity. The record is from RefSeq and is a predicted model, not a curated record. Gene Ontology annotation, biological process: protein phosphorylation. Lineage: Eukaryota; Oomycota; Saprolegniomycetes; Saprolegniales; Saprolegniaceae.